AUGGUCCGAAAUAAAGAAUUUCGACCGGGUCGGGAACCCUUCCAGGGCCACCCCAGCCUAGAGCUCCGCCGAAGCCAUAUCACCGGUCCUAUGCCGUUCUUGAAUCCGACACGGGCGCGGUACGCACCCGCCCCAGGGAAAGAUGUCUCAAAUUCAACGGACCAGCCCACCUCACAAAGACCCACCACUCCCCCCGGCUCCAAACCCACACCCACACCCGCACCCACACCCGGGUUUGUGGAGCAUGUAUGGCGAUCGCGCGACAAUCGCAAGGGACGACAUCCGCUGCAAGUGGACUACCAGGCAGCGCAGCAGGAUGCCGCGAACGUGCCGCCCGAGCCCACGUCCACGAUCAGGGAGGCUGGGAAGGGGAUUGUGCGGAUGGCUACAUGCGUACCUUACUGGGAUGUGUCGUACCUUGUCGCAGUGACAUUUACGCUUGGGUCCGUGGUCUGGAUCAUCAACGCGUUCUUUGUGUGGCAGCCGCUUGUGGAUCCGCAGACCGAGUUCUCUGGGGAGUCCACGGUGGGCGGUGGAGUAAGUGGAUUCAUCGGUGCUACGAUAUUCGAGGUUGGUAGUGUUUUAUUACUUCUGGAGGCUGUCAAUGCGCACCAGACGGGGUGUUUUGGGUGGGCGUUGGAGACGGAACUGAGGAAGGCCGAGGGCGACACGGUUCCGACGGUCACGGUGAAGCCGGUUGAGAACGAUUGCCAGCAUCACCAUGCGAACAGGAAGAAUCUGGUAGGAGCUGGCAAAUCGACUCGACAUUUCUCGCGUGAGAUCGAGGAGGGUUAUUCUACGUCGUCGCCGGAUGGCAGAUCGUUCCGAUGGGUGCCAUCGAUGUCGGAGCUUCGGAGCCAUUAUCUCCACGAACUGGGGUUCUUGGCAUCGCUAGUUCAGUUCUUUGCUGCUAGCAUUUUCUGGAUUGCAGGGUUAACGGGCUUACCCGGCAUUCUUGACCAUAUGAGCCAAGGUCUAACUGAUGGAAUAUACUGGGUACCACAGAUGAUUGGCGGUGCUGGAUUCAUUUUGAGCGGACUGCUCUUUACCCUUGAAACCCAGCAAAAAUGGUACCAACCAGCACCUCGAGUUCUGGGCUGGCAUAUUGGAGUUUGGAAUUUCAUCGGUGGGAUUGGAUUCACUCUAUGCGGUGCCUUGGGUCCUGCAACUAGUUCCUCUCGUGUGGAGUACCAAGCCACCCUUGCUACCUUCUGGGGAUCAUGGGCGUUUAUGAUCGGAUCCACAAUACAGUGGUAUGAAAGUCUUCAGAAGUAUCCCGUUGAAAAAGAAAAAAGCGGCGGUCUCAACACCCAGCCACAAUAG
This is a messenger RNA of Penicillium verhagenii, 1323 nucleotides long. RefSeq lists its product as uncharacterized. Lineage: Eukaryota; Fungi; Ascomycota; Eurotiomycetes; Eurotiales; Aspergillaceae. The record is from RefSeq and is a predicted model, not a curated record. Bases 1 to 1323 code for a protein of 440 amino acids. The transcript has a single exon.